UAAGACCAGACUAAUCUACACCCUCAGUGAACUUUUAAAAUCUUCUGCAGCUGCAGGGAAGUCAACAUUUGUCAGGCUACUAGAGAAACACAGCGAUGAGUGGGAGAUCAUCCCUGAGCCCAUCGCCAAGUGGUGCAACAUCCAAACAGCUGAAGAUGAGUACGAGGAACUUUCAACAUCUCAGAAGAGUGGAGGAAAUCUGCUUCAAAUGCUGUAUGAUAAACCCACAAGAUGGGCUUACACAUUUCAGACUUAUGCUUGCUUGAGCCGAGUAAGAGCACAAUUAAAACCUGUCUCAGCCAAGCUACAUGAAGCAGAACAUCCAGUGCAAUUUUUUGAGAGAUCCGUUUACAGUGACAGAUAUGUAUUUGCUUCUAACCUGUUCGAGUCUGGAAACAUUACUGAAACAGAGUGGGCUAUUUACCAGGACUGGCACACAUGGCUUUUGAAUCAGUUUGAAUCAGAUAUAGAACUGGAUGGCAUGAUCUACCUAAGAACCACACCUCAGAAAUGCAUGGAAAGGCUACAGAUGAGGGGAAGAGAAGAGGAGCAAGGAAUUGAGCUUGAGUAUUUGGAAAACCUCCACUAUAAACAUGAAGCCUGGCUUCACGAAAGGACUAUGAGAGUUGAUUUUGAGAACCUUAAAGAGAUUCCCAUUCUAGUUUUGGACGUUAACGAAGAUUUUAAGAAUGAUAAGAUUAAACAGGAGUACCUGAUUGAUAAGGUCAAGUCUUUCCUGAGUUCUUAA
This is a messenger RNA of Cariama cristata (Red-legged seriema), 748 nucleotides long. Its product is annotated as deoxycytidine kinase-like. NCBI's taxonomy places the organism in Eukaryota, Metazoa, Chordata, Aves, Cariamiformes, Cariamidae. Gene Ontology annotation, biological process: nucleobase-containing compound metabolic process. The record is from RefSeq and is a predicted model, not a curated record. Gene Ontology annotation, cellular component: mitochondrion; cytoplasm. The transcript has 6 exons. The annotation marks the transcript as partial. Gene Ontology annotation, molecular function: ATP binding; deoxyguanosine kinase activity.